Molecule: messenger RNA, 420 nt
Organism: Necator americanus (New World hookworm)
Lineage: Eukaryota; Metazoa; Nematoda; Chromadorea; Rhabditida; Ancylostomatidae
Exons: 1
Coding region: 1-420 (139 amino acids)
Source: RefSeq, a predicted model, not a curated record
AUGCCUUUAAGAUACGGUGCCACAAGAAGUAUUGGGCAGUACGUUCUCAACUUCAUCGAAAUGGCAUAUCUGAAAGGCGAAGAAUGCGGAACGAAUUUCCGGCAUCUUGUGUCUAUUCAUGUUGGAGCACCGACCAGGAAGAAGCUUUGCUGUGCAGAUUCCUUUACAAAGUGCAUCCAGGAUUCUGCAAAGGAAACACUCCCGGUUCAAAUGCGGCCGAAGAAGCCUGCUUUUGCAUAUGCGGAGACAAGAUCCAUGUACAAUUCUGUAUGUGUCACACGCAGCAAUGGCGAUCUUAACCAGGAAAAGCGACUUUCAAGGAAGUUGCUUCGUCAACUGUAUAGGGAGUGGACAUCGAGAACGAAGAAGUUUGAAAAGGCGUGGAGCACAAGAACCGCGGAAAAGCCUAUGCUUUAUUAA